Messenger RNA from Rubroshorea leprosula, 1113 nucleotides. NCBI's taxonomy places the organism in Eukaryota, Viridiplantae, Streptophyta, Magnoliopsida, Malvales, Dipterocarpaceae. The record is from the annotation of a GenBank genome assembly.
AAGUGAUUGACCAAAUCAAGGCAGAGGUAGAUAAAGUUUGUGGAUGCUCUGUUGUCUCUUGUGCUGAUAUCUUAGCUGUUGCUGCUCGAGAUUCUGUUGUUGCGCUAGGAGGACCUUCUUGGAAGGUGCGACUGGGGAGGAGAGACUCAACAACCGCAAGCAGAACCCAAGCCGACGAUGACCUUCCAUCUCCCUUCAUGGACCUUCAAGCACUCAUUGCCAAUUUCCAACGUCAGGGCCUCAACGAGAGAGACCUCGUUGCUCUCUCGGGCGGCCACAGCAUAGGCUUCUCCCAAUGCUUAUUCUUCAGAAACCGAACUUAUAACGGAACAAACAUCGACCCUGCAUUUGCACAACAGCUUAGAGCAAACUGUCCGCCCAAUGGCGGCGAUUCGAACCUCAGUCCCUUGGACCCAACACCAGCUCGUUUUGAUGGUGCAUACUACAACAACUUGCUAGGAGGACCUUCAUGGAAGGUGCGACUGGGGAGGAGAGACUCAACAACCGCAAGCAGAACCCAAGCCGAAGAUGACAUUCCAAAUCCCUUCAUGGACCUUCAAGCACUCAUUGCCAAUUUCCAACGUCAGGGCCUCAACGAGAGAGACCUCGUUGCUCUCUCGGGCGGCCACACCAUAGGCUUCUCCAAAUGCUUACUCUUCAAAAACCGAACUUACAACGGAACAAACAUCGACCCUGCAUUUGCACAACAGCUUAGAGCAAACUGUCCGCCCAAUGACGGCGAUUCGAACCUCAGUCCCUUGGACCCAACACCAGCUCGUUUUGAUGGUGCAUACUACAACAACUUGGUGAAGCAGAGGGGGCUGCUGCAGUCGGAUCAAGCGCUCUUCAGCGGCGGCUCCACCGACGCAAUUGUAAGGAGUUACAUGUCUAAUCCUGAAGCCUUCUGGGCAGAUUUUGCGAGGUCUAUGAUCACGAUGGGGAACAUUAAGCCUUUGACCGGAACUCAAGGACAGAUUCGGGAUAACUGCCGGAGGGUGAAUUGAUGAAAUUUAAAGCAACCUCGGCUUUGUGGUCUAAAAGUUCAUUGUUUAUUUUAUUUUAUUUUCUUUGAAAAUCGGUAAAUUAAUUUCAUAAGAAAGAAGUGUUGCAAAU